CCAGGCUCUGGGGUCUGGUUCUGAAUGGAAGGAGCCCAUCCAGGAUACCACAUUGUAUCAAGUAAUCAUGCCUCCUCAUGCUCCUCUUGGUUGUGACAGUUUCUCAAGCUUUUCUUGGUUUUGGUGCUCUUGACAGUGCUGAGGAUUAAUGGUCAGGCAUAUUAAGAAUUAAAUUCUGAAUAAAUCUACAAGUAGGAUGGACAAUUAUUUUAAAGCAGCAGUCAGUGACUUGGACAAACUCCUUGAUGAUUUUGAACAGAACCCAGAUAAACAAGAUUAUCUCCAAGAUUCACAAGGUACAUAUGAUUCUAAUAACUGCUCAGUUUCUUCAGAGUUGGCGCCCUCACAACAAACUUCACUGCUACCAAAGGAUCAACAAUGCAUUAAUAAUUGUGCCUCAUCAGAAAUGUGCUAUGAAACAAAUCAGAUUGCCCUGAAUGAAAAAACACUUGAGGGACUAACUUCUUUACAAAAUGAAAAAAAUGUAACAGGACUUGAUCUCCUUUCUUCUGUAGAUGGUGGCACUUCAGGUGAAAUCCAGCCUUUGUAUAUGGGACGCUGUAGUAAGCCAGUCUGUGAUCUGAUAAGUGACAUGGGUAACUUAGUUCAUGUAACUAAUAGUGAAGAAGAUAUUAAAAAAAUAUUGCCAGAUGAUUUUAAUUCUAGUACAGAUUCUUUGAUUGGGUUGGAUUUACCUUUAGUGUCAGAUACUCCUCGUGGUUCUUCAACAGACCGUAGUAGUGAUAUUGUCAGAGAGGAACAGAAUGAUGCCAACUCUGAAUUACAAAAUAGAGAAAGCAGCGGAACGGAAGAAUUGGAUAUAAAAAUAGAUAAAACACUUUCAGAUUCAUGUAUUUACAGUGGAAUAGAAAAUUUAAAGGAUAAAAAGAUCUCUAAUCUGUUAGAACCAAUUGUUGAUUUUAACAUACCAUCUGCUUCGACUCAACAAAGUUCCAAACUGUUUGAUGCCAAAGACAACCUACAACACAAGAACCAGCCUUGUGAAUUAUUAAAAGAUGAUGGCUGUUUGGAGAAAGAGGGGGUAGAUGUAGCAAUAGUCACAGCUGCCACAGAAUGUUUAAAAGAAGGAGGGAGUAUAUGUGUUCUGCCUUGCACUCUUCCAAAAAAUGAAGGUUUAUGCUUAAAUGAUUCAAAUUCAAGAGAUGAAAAUAUCAAGUUACCUGACUUUUCUUUUCAAGAAGAUAGGACUGCUUUAUUUAUAAAACAAUCUGCAAAAGAAGACUCAGGAAAUUUAGAUCUUAAAGAUAAUGAUGUGCACCAAAAUUCUUCUUCAACUUCACAUAUUUCCAGUGAAGAUGUGCAAUCAUCAUUGUCCUGUCUGCCAGUUUCUGGGUCUUUGCGUGGAUCAUUAAUUGAAAGUAACACACAUGGUGAUUGUGUACCACAGAAUGGACAUACAAGUAAUAUACAAGAUGCAGUGACUGUGCAGGAAGAAAUACAGAAGAGUGUUAUUCUGGGUGGGGAACCAUUCAAGGAGACUGAUCUUUUGAAACAGGAAAAAUGUAAAAAUAAACUUUUUCAGCCAUUAAUUGAAAAGACGGGAGAUAGAAAGGUAGAUUCUGACCAGACAGUGAUCCGGGUUGAAUCUCUGGAUAACACCAAUUCUGCAGCUGCAGAAUCUAAAAUGGGGCUUUCUGGAGCGACUGCCCCAGAGUCUUUUGAUUGCUGUGAAGGUCUCACUUUUUCAGGCAAUGAUAUCAGUGGGCAAGACUUAGAUUAUUUUAAUAUAGAUGAAAGCAUGAAAAGUGGCACACUAAUUAGUGAUGCUGAACUUGAUGCCUUUCUGACAGAACAGUAUCUUCAGACCACUAACAUUAAGUCUUUUGAAGAAAAUGUAAGUAACUCAAACUCUCAAAUGAAUCAGAAAGACUUGAAAGGCCUAGAUGAUGAUAAUGUCAAUAAUAUAUAUUUCACUGCUGAAGCAGGAGCUACUGGGGAAAGUCCUGAUAUUAAUAUGAUUUGUAGAACAGUUGAUAAACAAAAUACAACAGAAAAUGGUGACCUUUCUUUAGGGGAUAAGAGCACAAUUGCAAUUGAACAAGGGUUAUCUAGCAGUAAGGCUGAGAUUACAAAUGAAUUAUCAGCCUCUGAUAUUAACAGUCAAUCUGUUCAUGUUGGAGGGGCCAGACCUAAGCAAUUGGUUAGCCUUCCAUCAAGACCAAAAUGUUCAAAGGAAUUGAAUAAGCUGGAUGUUCCAGAUAUUCCUGAAAGUGAACGCAGUUUAACAGAUACCAUGGUCCCAUCCAUUUGUACUACAGAUUCUACAACUGAUCCUCAAGGUAGCUUCAACUCUAACUACAUUGAUAUAGAAAGUAAUUUUGAAGUUGGAUCCAGUUUUGUAACUGUAAGUGAAGAAUCUCUUUCUUUACCUGAAAAAACUUGCAAAGAAGGCUUAGUUUUGGGACAGAAACAACCUCCUUGGGUUCCUGAUUCAGAGGCUCCAAACUGUAUGAACUGCCAAGUCAAGUUUACUUUUACAAAACGGCGACAUCACUGCCGAGCAUGUGGGAAGGUAUUUUGUGGUGUCUGUUGUAAUAGAAAGUGUAAACUGCAGUAUCUAGAAAAGGAAGCAAGAGUAUGUGUAAUCUGCUAUGAGACCAUUAAUAAGGCUCAAGCAUUUGAAAGGAUGAUGAGUCCAACUGGUUCUAAUCCCAAAUCUAAUCAUUCUGAUGAAUGUGCCACUGGUCAGCCUCUUCAGGAGACCCAAACAUCCAGUAUACCUUCACCUACAGCUUUACCAAUCUCAGCACUUAAACAACCAAGUGGUGACGGACUAUGCUCCAAAGAACAGAAGAGAGUGUGGUUUGCAGAUGGUAUAUUGCCCAAUGGUGAAGUGGCAGAUACAACCAAAUUAUCAUCUGGAAGUAAAAGAUGUUCUGAAGACUUUAGUCCUCUAUUACCUGAUACACCCUUGAUGGUAAACACAGUGGAUCCUGGCUGUUCUACUACAGUGGAAAAACCAAAUGAUGAAAAAGGAGAUAUUACAAGAAAUGAGAUAAUUCAAAAUCCCAUUUCUCAGCUUCCAUCUGUGGAAAAACUGCCUAUAACCACAGGAAUUGAGGAGUUACCUACUUCUGGUUCUUUUAUGCUAGAUGAUGAUGUUUUUGCAGAGAUUGAGGAACCAUGUAGUCCUAUGGAUGUCUUAGUUAACAACAGUUUACCUGCUGCUAGUAUUUCAGAUUAUAGAUUACUGUGUGGUAUUGACAAGUAUGUUUGCAAUAAGAUUAGUCUUUUACCUGAUGAUGAGGACAGUUUGCCCCCACUUCUCGUUGCAUCUGGAGAAUCAGAAUCAGUGGUAGAAGAACACCCAUCUCAUGAGCAGAUCAUUUUGCUUCUUGAAGGUGAAGGAUUUCAUCCUGUUACAUUUAUCCUAAAUGCUAAUCUACUUGUGAAUGUCAAGUUAGUAUUUUAUUCCUCAGACAAAUAUUGGUACUUCUCAACCAAUGGAUUACAUGGCUUGGGACAGGCAGAGAUUAUUAUUCUGUUGUUAUAUUUGCCAAAUGAAGAUACUAUUCCUAAGGACAUCUUUAAACUAUUUAUCACCAUAUAUAAGGAUGCUCUAAAAGGAAAAUACAUAGAAAACUUGGACAGUAUUACCUUUACUGAGAGUUUUCUCAGUAGCAAGGAUCAUGGAGGAUUCCUUUUUAUUACACCUACUUUUCAGAAUCUUGAUGAUCUCCCAUUACCAAGUUAUCCUUUUCUUUUUGGAAUUCUUAUCCAGAAGCUAGAGAUUCCCUGGGCAAAAGUUUUUCCUAUGCGUUUAAUGUUGAGAUUGGGCACAGAAUAUAAAGCAUAUCCUGCUCCUCUAACAAGUAUCAGAGGCCGAAAACCUCUUUUUGGAGAAAUAGGACACACAAUUAUGAACUUACUUGUUGACCUUCGAAAUUAUCAGUAUACCUUGCAUAAUAUAGAUCAGCUAUUGAUUCAUAUGGAAGUGGGGAAAAGCUGCAUAAAAAUACCUCGGAAAAAAUACAGUGAUGUAAUGAAAGUAAUAAAUUCUUCUAAUGAGCAUGUCAUUAGCAUUGGAGCUAGUUUUAGUACAGAAGCAGAUUCUCAUCUAGUCUGUAUGCAGAAUGAUGGAGUUUAUCAAACACAGGCCAACAGUGCAACUGGCCAUCCUAGAAAAGUGACAGGUGCAAGUUUUGUGGUAUUCAAUGGAGCUCUAAAAACAUCUUCAGGAUUUCUUGCUAAAUCCAGCAUAGUUGAAGAUGGCUUAAUGGUACAAAUAACUCCAGAGACCAUGGAUGGCUUACGGUUAGCUCUGCGAGAGCAAAAAGACUUUAAAAUUACAUGUGGGAAAGUUGAUGCAGCCGACCUGAGAGAGUAUGUGGACAUCUGCUGGGUAGAUUCUGAAGAAAAAGGAAACAAAGGUGUUAUCAGUUCAGUGGAUGGCAUAGCAUUACAAGGAUUUCCAAGUGAAAAAAUAAAACUUGAAGCAGAUUUUGAAAGUGAUGAGAAGAUGGUCAAGUGUACUGAGGUGUUCUACUUUCUAAAGGACCAGGAUUUAUCUAUUUCUGCAACUCCUUAUCAGUUUGCAAAAGAAAUAGCCAUGGCUUGUAGUGCUGCACUGUGCCCCCACCUGAAAACUCUAAAAAAUAAUGGGAUGAAUAAAAUUGGACUCAGAGUAUCCAUUGACACUGAUAUGGUUGAAUUUCAGGCAGGAUCUGAAGGCCAACUUCUUCCUCAGCAUUAUCUCAAUGCUCUUGAUAGUGCUCUGAUUCCUGUGAUACACGGCGGAGCCUCCAACUCGACUAGUUUACCGUUAGAAAUGGAAUUAGUGUUUUUCAUUAUAGAAAACUUUUUUUAGUGAAAGGACAUAUUACAAACUGACUUUUUAAAACUAACUCUAGCACUAAAGUUAAAAUGCCACAAACACUAACUAUGAUGUUUGAAACAUGUAAGCUUUGCUUUUUAGGCAGGAAUGAUCUUUUUAAAUCAUUAGCACAAUAUUUAAAACUCUAAAAAUUUAAGGAAUCCACAAGUUUUGAAGCUUUACAAUUAAUGCAAGUACUAAAAAGACAAGGAUUUCUUCUAUCUUUAAGAAAUUUGUAGCAUUUACUGUUUCAUUUAAAUGCUAAACCAAAGUAUCUGCACCUAGGUAUACCUCUUUAUGCCAAUAACGGUUUUAAUGAAGGCUCUUUUCAGAUGUAACCUUAUGAGGGAAAUAUCUGUUCUGCAUAUAUGUCAAUUAGAUUGCUGGUUUCUAAAGCCUGUUAGAAAUGUAUUUCAAUGGCACAGGCCAGUUUUCAGAUCUUAGACCUAUAUGAUAAUUCUUUGAAUAAAGCAGAUAAUUUAUUUGUAUAAUUGGAGUGGAGACCUACCUCCAUGAUUAGAUAAACCCUGAUUAGAUUAAAAUCAAAAUUUUGCCUUUUUUCUCAAAUUAUUUAAUAUACAUAUAUAUGCAUACACAUGAUUUUUCCUGUUAAAUGGGUAUUCUUAAAAUAAUUGUGGGUACUUCAGGACCUUGUGCUUCUAUAUUUAUUGUUUUUAUAGAGAGAACAUAUGAUUCAGUAUGUGUUUUAUAAAUCUUUAAUAAUUUAUAAAUAGGUAAUAUUUUUGUAUUGAAGUACAUUAUUUCCCUCCUUUCUUUCCAAAGUAUACUGCUGAAUUUACUGUUUCUAAGACUGAUGACAGGCCAGAUUACCCUUGAAGUAGUCAUUAUGUAGCAAUAAAUGAAGCUCAAGCUAGGUUUUUUUUACUUCUACUUUAAUCCUUAAAAAUUUCUUGGCCUUGCUGCAUAAUUUCAUUGCCACCAGUGUAUUACAUAUAAACUUUAAUGAACUAAUUACUUUUGCAUAAAUUAGAUUCUUUAUAUGGUAGUUAUUUUGAUACAGGAUAUUAACAUAAGUUAUAUAUAGCUCUGCACAGAGCUUUCCUCUUUACUUCAAACAGAAAAAAAAAAUAAAAAAGGAAAGGGCAUAUUUUAGGUUAGUCCCAUCAUUUAAGUUAUAUAAAAUUAUUAAUUUUUGAUGCUUUUGUAUUCUUAUGUGGAAUAUAUGUAUGUUUUUGUAUAAAAACACUCCUGUAAUCUCAAAAAAAAAGAAAAUAUUCUUACUAGCCCUGUUUUGAAAAAAAUAUUCACAAAGCAUCUCAACUUGAAAACAAAGUCAAGGUUAUAACUCAGGAUCUGAGGGAUCAGGCUAGAAGAGACUGAGAACUUAAAUCAGUUUGGGCAUAUGAUUCCUUCUGAAUCACAUCCAUAGUACUAGCCAAAGACAGUGUGGAGGAGAAUAUCAGUCUUCUGGAAGUAGCUGCUUCAUAAAGAAUGUGUAAAAUGUUGCAGAUAUUAAAUGACGUGGCAACAUGUAAUAACUUGUGAAGUUUAUUUAAAUGGUAUAAGAUAAAAACAAUUGCAUAUGAAACUCAAUUUGUGUUUUCUUUAUGUGAUGUGUUUUUAUUUUGUGGUAUAAUUGCACAAUCUAAGAAUACUGAUUUUAACUUAAAAUAACCAAAUGGUGGAGGGCUCUUCCCAUGAUGGAAUAGCUUUCAAUUAGUUUUCAUAAAGUGUCUAUAUUCAAUAAUAAUUGGAAUUAUAUGCUUGACAUUUGGAGGCACAUUCUAAAGUGUUCUUUGUACAUGCAGUAUGUUUCUGUUACUUAUUUGGUCAUAUUUUUCACGUUGGUACUGUAAUUGAAAUUUUAGUUCUUUUAAAACUGAAGGAAUAGAAUGGUUCUUUGUACUCAGUCUGCAGUGACAUAAUUUUUGGUCUUAUGCCUUUUACUACUACUCUUUCUGAAUUUUGAAAUAUGAAGUAAAAUGUGGCCCAUUUGUUUUAUGCAACAUUCCAACAAACUUUGUGUGUGUUUGUGUACUUGCUGUGUGCAAAGCACUUUAUUAGACUCCUUUGGUUGAAAGAUGAAUAAAAUAGUUCUUUUCCCUCUUGGA
Molecule: messenger RNA, 6906 nt
Organism: Choloepus didactylus (southern two-toed sloth)
Lineage: Eukaryota; Metazoa; Chordata; Mammalia; Pilosa; Megalonychidae
Gene: ZFYVE16
Product: zinc finger FYVE-type containing 16
Exons: 19
Coding region: 197-4828 (1543 amino acids)
Biological process (GO): protein targeting to lysosome; endosomal transport
Cellular component (GO): early endosome membrane
Molecular function (GO): metal ion binding
Source: RefSeq, a predicted model, not a curated record